AUGUCCUCACCACCCCUCCGCACUCCUCUCACAGCCCGCCUCGCCGCCGCGGCGGGCGCGGACGACGACGAUCCCCUCUUCUCCUCCGCGCUCGACACAACAUCGACACCGUACCGCCGCGCCACUAACCUCGACCCUCCAUCAAGCCGUGCCUCCCUCCACACGCCGUCCAACAACCCGCUUCGCAGCUCCCUCCGCAGCCCCGCUCACCGCGGCCUCUCCGCCUCGGGUCGCCGCUCCAUCGCCGUAGCCACGACACCGCAUGCCCGCGCCGCCUACCGCACCAUCGACGCCCGACGUGCGGCGGCGCUGACCCCCGGCAAGAACAAGCGGCGCGAGAGCUUCCGGCCGCGGCGGGAGUCACUGCACGACGUCCUCCGCGGGCUGAGCCGGGUUGUGAAGCACAACACGCAGCCCAUCUCCUCAUCCUCGUCGCCCAGCGACUUAGGCUCGAGGGCGCCGAGCGCGAGCCUGCCGAUCCGGACCGUUGGCGGGGACCGGAGGAGUCUUGCCUAUGGGGACGACGACGACGACGAUGACGAGCUUCCCAUCGAUAGGCCGAGGUUGUCGUUGCCAUUGGACGUCGAGGAUGACGACGACGACUUGGUGGCGCCCGAGCUGUCGCAGAUUGACGAGAACGCGACGAUUGAGUUUCCCAGAAGGGCGUACACGGACCAGCCAUCGCGGAUGUCGAUGGGUAGUGUGCGGUUGAGCGAGUACAGGAACUAUGACGACUUGGACGACGACGACGAUGGCGAGGAAGGCUUCUUUCCUGGGUUCGAGGUUGGUGCGUUGGACGAGGAGGGCGGGCGAGACCAGGAGGAGUCGUUUGACAGAAUUGAGGACGAGAACCUUCGGCGGCAGACGCUCGCAUCUGCAAGGGAAAGCGACUUUGGGUUCGAGGUGCCCAUUGACGCAGACAAUCAAACGACGUUCAUGAUGGCGGUGGAGGGACAGAGCUCGCCGGCACGACCACUGCCGGAAAUCACAGACGAGCAGCCGUCCCUGAACAUCGCGCCGGCCUACGACGAGCCGAACCCUCCCAUGGACGAGGACGUGGGCUUUGGCAACUCCUACUACGACCUGCGCAGCUCGACGCCGGUUGAACCGGCCGAGGCGACGGAGUUCGGCGACGAGACCAAAGCCAGCGCGCACUUUGGGCUGCAGAGGCCGCACAAGACGAAGCGCGGCGUCAAGCUGUCAAAGUACAACGUCGAGUACCCGUCCCUGCCGCCGGCGGUGGUCAAGAGGCUGGCCAACACGUUUGCGCAGUCGAGCGGUAUCAGCAAGACCAAGAUCAGCCCGGAGACGCUGGCCGAGAUCCAGCGCGCGUCGGAUUGGUUCUUUGAGCAGCUGGGCGACGACCUGUCGGCGUAUGCCAAGCACGCGAAGCGGAAGACUAUCGACGAGAGCGAUAUGCUUACUCUCAUGCGGAGACAACGCCAAACCAACCAGACGACCACCCCCUUUUCCCUGGCGCACAGAUACCUGCCCCGGGAACUGCUGCAGGAGUUGAGGAUGCCCAAGCCGCCGCCUCCGGCGGAACCGAGGAAGAAACGCCGUCGCGUGACCGACGGCGAAGGAGAGGAGGAAGUGACUUGA
This is a messenger RNA of Colletotrichum spaethianum, 1602 nucleotides long. Its product is annotated as inner kinetochore subunit cnp20. The record is from RefSeq and is a predicted model, not a curated record. Lineage: Eukaryota; Fungi; Ascomycota; Sordariomycetes; Glomerellales; Glomerellaceae. Gene Ontology annotation, cellular component: FANCM-MHF complex; Fanconi anaemia nuclear complex. Gene Ontology annotation, biological process: replication fork processing; resolution of meiotic recombination intermediates. Gene Ontology annotation, molecular function: protein heterodimerization activity; chromatin binding. The coding region runs from base 1 to 1602 and encodes 533 amino acids. The transcript is spliced from 3 exons.